Molecule: messenger RNA, 1900 nt
Organism: Drosophila obscura
Lineage: Eukaryota; Metazoa; Arthropoda; Insecta; Diptera; Drosophilidae
Exons: 2
Coding region: 639-1274 (211 amino acids)
Source: RefSeq, a predicted model, not a curated record
ACCAAAACGACUCAAAACGACUCAAAACUAGAGCUCGCUAGAAGUGGUCCCUUUUUGCAAGCAGUCAUGAAAAAACCGGUUGUUCGCGGACACGCUUAAAAACGGAAUCGAAAAGACCCUUCGGCAUCGUUUUUUCGCUCUUCGCUCUUUGCUCAACCAACGCGAGUGUCUUGUCGCUCUCCUUAUGCAUUCGAUCACUUGAGACACUUCGUUCAGCCGAAAGUGACUUUUGCGAAUGUAUGUGUGUGUGUGUGUGUUCUGCGCGCGUGCCUCAUUUGUUUGUUUUCGUUGAAGCGUGUGGAUCAAUUACGAUGAGCCGUCAGGGAAAUAAUAAAGUGCAAUUUUUUUUUUAAUUUGAUACAACUGACAAUAAAUCGUUGUGCAACUUGUGUGGUGCAAAAUUAUCUGGCAACCAUGUUACAAAUUUGCGGCGACAUUUAAAUACCAAACAUAAAGAAACAUUCCACUCGUACAAUGAAGAUAUCUCAAACACCGCUGAGCAACAAAAAGGAAAAAGAAAAUAGCCUACGAGGCAAGUGAAACGGGUAUAAUUGAAUGCUGGUAAAAAUGUUUACUUUUUACUUUUAGACAGCGAAGGGUUUCGUGAAAUUUUAAGCCCCAUAUAUAAUGCACUGAAAAUGCCUACAAUAACAUUGAGAAAUAUAAUGGAUCAUGUGCGAAUGAGGCAGAUAUCCAUAAGAGAAGAUAUAAAGGCUUCUGUUAAACGGAAGCUCGUAUCACUUAAAAUAGAUGUGCCAACCAGGAUGAAAAAAUCCAUCUUGGGUAUAAAUUUACAGAUAUUUAAAUCUACACUGUCAAAAACGGAGAUCGUCGUGAAAACGCUUGGGAUGAUCCAGCUGUUCGAGUCACAUACUGGACUUUAUUUAAAAAAUAAAAUUGUGGAGAUUGUUCAGGAGUAUGGUAUUGAACUUGAUCAGAUUUUUAGCAUUACAUCCGACAAUGGCAAAAACAUGGUUAAGGCCAUAGAGCUGAUAAAUGAUGAUGCCACAGAGAAAAGUAAAACCGAUGAUGACAAGGACGAAGAUUUUAUGGAAUUGCUGGAUUCCAUGGCAUUCCCAAACGUGCAACUUGUGAGAUGCGCAGCGCAUACACUACAAUUGUGCGUGUACGACGUAAGUAAACAAAGCGAGAUCAGCCAACAAAUUUCUACUUGCCGUCAAAUGUGCAAAGUUUUGCAGACCGGAAAAUAUAAGUACUGUGUGUUUCUGUGUUAUCAUACAUACAUAUAUGACAAUAAAUUUGACUUUAUGUAGACGUACCAGAGGCACAUUCCAACUCUUGAUGUCACCACAAGAUGGAACUCAACUUACUUGAUGUUAGAAAAACUAUUCGAGCUAAAGGAGUUUGUUUCUACGCAAACUAAUGUCGAUCUUGACAUUGACUGGAACUGGGUAGAGCUUUAUAUUGAAGCAUUUAAAGACACAUAUAAAGCAACACUGCAACAGGAGCAACUUGCUUACAGCGAUUUUUUUAUAUUGUGGAUGGAGCUUAAGCUUAAAUGUGAAAAAAGCCAAAACUACAUAACAAAAAAAUUAUUUGCACAACUCGAAAUUCGCGAGAGUAAGUUGCUUCAAAACGAAGCCUUGUUAUUAGCUAUAUACAUGGACCCACGAAUUAAUUUGAUUUUAUCCGACCAACAAAAAAUUAUAGCUAAACAAAAUUUAAAAAAACUUGCGUUACGCAUUUUCAAUUUGAAUCAAGUAAGAUACUAUAAAUGUGGUAAGAACGUAGAUGUCUCGUCUUCUAGAUAGAUAUGUGUGUAGUUAUUUGUUUUUAACUAAUAAAAUCGUCUUUGUCUAAUACUAAUUAAUGCACUAAGUGCUAAUAAUGUAUUCAUAAUAACGUUUUUAUUUAUAUUUUUAUUAAGUCAAGUGUCACG